Tachysurus vachellii is the source of this 3543-nucleotide messenger RNA. It is a transcript of the gene ttc34, whose product is annotated as tetratricopeptide repeat domain 34. The record is from RefSeq and is a predicted model, not a curated record. Gene Ontology annotation, molecular function: protein binding. The transcript has 9 exons. Bases 1 to 3543 code for a protein of 1180 amino acids. NCBI's taxonomy places the organism in Eukaryota, Metazoa, Chordata, Actinopteri, Siluriformes, Bagridae.
AUGAAUGCCCUCCAUCUGGGGUCGGGAGCAGUGGAGCUGUGCAGAAAGGCAGAUAAAACCUACACAGCUGGAGAUGUUCAGAGAGCUGCAUUGCUGUAUACACAUGCAUUUGGGUGCAAUGCAGGAUCCACUAUGGCCCAUAUGCACAGCUUAAACAAAACCUGUAAAGAACAGAUUAUUUCAAGUCUGGAAGCUUGGCUUGAUGGACAUGAAGUGACACAGAAGGCCAUGGAAGGCAUUAGCAAAGGAUUGGGUGCAGUAUUCCUGUCAACCUUGUGUCCCAAUAAUGUUUCUGCUUCAGUUUUUAAAAUGGAGUCAGUCCUGCUAGGGGCUGCUCAUGGCUCUGAUGAGAUCUUUGCCCGAUGUUCAUCUCUUCUGGUGGAAAAAAGGUCACCAUGUCCACAGGGUCCUACACGGGUUAUUGUGGAGUUAACUAGAGCUCUUGCCUGCUUGAUUUCAGAUCCCCAUAACCCAAAAGGCCCUCUUCUGUAUCUGCAGGCUUUCCUUGCAAAUAGGUCAGAGACAGUGAGACUGGUCAAAGGUCGGCAUGCGGAGCAUUUGCCUCGAAUAAUCAAAGCCUUCUUUGAGCAAAUGUCCCCCAAAUUCCCCAUGCUCCACAAUGAAGGCAAAAUAGACGACACUCUUAAUUAUGAAAAAAAGACUGAGGAUUUCCCCCCUUCUGAAUCGAUUGAAUUUUUAGUAGCUAUUUCACCUGAAAAUACACUAGUGAGAGAGCUUCAAGGAGCUGUGUUGUUUUUCUUGGGCAUAUUUGAUAAAAGUGCUGAGGCUUUGUCCCUUGCUCUGCAACUGGCUGAAUUUCAGACAGAUUCAAAAACAAACCUGGAUCUGGUUCUAAUGGGAGUGACACCAGAGCGGAGAGCUAGUUUACUUGUGGCAAAAGCAGCUGCCUGUUUUUCAGCAAGUGGACGAGUGAGUGAAGCUUGCCAAGACCUUGCCGAAGGUUUUGCGGUCCACCCUGCGACAGCCAGACACCAGUUCCAGAAGAUAUUCUCUAAUAAUGACAUUGCAGCGGUGGUACGUUUUGAAUUGCGACAUCAGGCUGAGAGAGGCCUGUCUAGCUUUAGGGAGACAGUUAUUCAGAGAUCUGACCUGCGUUCCUGCGCAGGUGUGGAGCUGCUGGAUCCUGUCAUUGCCCAACUUCGAGCUCUGUGUCACCUGGAGCCUGAUGGAGGUCCACGGGAGCUGCGUGUCCGACUGGCAGACUGUCUGCUUCUGCAUGGAGAGUUCAAAGAAGCACUGUCCAUCAGUAGCCAGCUUGCUGCAGCCUCGCCUGUGAACUACCAGAACACCGUACAGGUACUGCGUGGAUUUUCCCGGCUCCUAACUGAGGACCACCAAGGAGCUAUGGAGGAUUUCCAGGCCGUGAUUGAACAUAGUGCUCCUCAUCCUCUGAGUUGUGUGCGUGCUCUGUGUGGAAGGGGCCUAUUGCGCAUGGUGGCUGGCUCACAUUACCUCACUGCACUCGACUACAUUACGGCAAGUCAACUUCAGCAUCAGGACACAGCACUGACCAUCAGGUGUCUGGUGCCCUGGAACUACCGUGGCCUGCUGUGCACCGUGUUGCUUGAGCAAGGGAGGGCCAUGCUGGAAGAGUUUGCAGGGCAGAGAAAUACUUCAGGUGCUAAUACAAUUCAGGAAAAUCAAGUUAACAACCAUCUACCAGCUGCCAAACAGACAAAAGACCAUCAGUCCAUGAUGACAAUAGAUGGCAACACUAUCAACAAAGAAGGAAUGCCAACAGGAGUACAUGUGCUUGCCCUUCUCUUGAUGGAGUUGCAGCAGGUUGCAGACUCACCCCAGAUCCUUGCGGCAGAUGCCCUUUACCAGCUGGGCCGUGCUGAGGAGGCAUAUCGUAUUCUCCUCUGCAUGGAGCACGCAUCUCCUCGCUCACCUGUCCUUGCCCGGCUCGCUCUGCUCCAGCUGCACCGGGGCUUCCUGUAUGAUGCCAACCAGUUACUGAAGAAGCUUAUCCACUGUGGGGACACUAGCUGUUUAAGCUCUCUGCUGUCUGUGGCAGCUCUAAAGGACAAGGCACUUCUAGAGAAACACUGUCAUUGUGCAUCAAAACGCAUCUUGCAUAGCCAACAAGAGGAAAGUGCCAUUAGGGAGGCUGUGGCCUAUCUCUCUAUUGCCAUUAUGGCUUCAGGUGGCCAAGCAUCAGACUCUUUAUUGGAGAGAGCUAGAUGUUACGUUUUACUGGGCCAAAGGAAGACUGCCAUUUUUGACUUCACUGCUAUUCUUAAGGAGCACAGAAAUCAUGUCCAAGCUCUGUGUGGAAGAGGGUUCACUUAUCUAAUGUUAAACCAACAGAAGGAAGCCAUACAAGAUACACUAGCAGCUCUUCAGGUUGAUGAAGCAGAGGUGACUCAGAGUAUUCUGUCCUUAAAAGACAAGUCACAGAAGCUAAUCUGUGAAUGGCUACAACAGUAUUGUCGUGCCAGUCUAUCCACCAUUCUGUCUACCAACCCAAUACCUUGCCAGCAGGAUUGUCUUAAAGAAGCCUUUCUGAUAAGUGGAGUACUGAUAAAAACAGACAGCAGGGAUCCCAGGUGGCACCUUCUCUACAUAGACACCUUGCUUGCCCGAGGGGACUUGAAGGCAGCAGUUACGCACCUCCUGCGGAUCUUUGGUCAGGAGCCUGGUGACGCAGCAGCCCAGGCCAGGUGGGGAGUAGUGGAGAGUUGGAAGAAAAAUUACAGAUCAGCAGUGAAGUGCUUGAGUGUAGUGUCUGAGAAAGAUACCUCUGUGUUAGUCUUUCUCCUGACUCUCAUUCAGCCUCAACAAAAGACACGUCUAGCACAGGCAGCAUCACAGGAAGCUAGCAGAGUCUCAGAGAGUGGUUUGUGGGAACGUGCAGUGGCUCUGCUGACUGUGGCUGUGCAAGCCCUGGAUGGACAAAGCUCAAAGCUCCAGCACCUGCGCCAGCGGGCAGCAUGCCUAGCACAGCUGGGUCUUCAUGAGCAGGUAGUGUCAGAUCUCGAUAGGGUCAUACUUUCCCACAGCCAGGACAGCAGUGACGAGGCCAAGGUUAAGGCGGAGGAUCUGUGCAGAAGGGCACAGAGUCUGCUGAUGUGCUCCCGAGACGAGGAAGCUCUAAACGACUUCUCUCAGGCUAUGGAGCUGCAUGUAGAGCAGGCACUGCUGUGUGUGGAGGCUGGACCAGGAAGACAUGGCCUAGCCGAACUCUUUCUACGUUUCGCCCUGAAGAAUUUUGGAGAGCAGCAGCUGGACAAGGCCUGGCGCUUCACAGAGAGUGGCUUGAGGGUAGACAGCAACCAUGCUGAGCUGCGCCGUCUCAAAGCCAGAAUUAAACGAGAAUUCUCUGGAACAUGUAUUUCACUCAGUUCAGUUCAUCUGAGUGUGAGGUGCUACAGCAACAUUACUGGCAGCUUCUACUGCAAUUUCCUUAGUGGCUGUAUGCUAAAAGAAAAUGGAAAUCCCUCCAAGGACUUUAAAGAGAUCAUCCCUAUGACCAUAAGACCUGCUCUGAGUGCCUGGGUGUGGUUAGCUGACUAUGACUAA